CCCUGGAUAUUACUGUCCCAAUGAUACCAUCAACGUUCAUGGCAUUCCAUGCAGACCUACCUAUGAAUGCCCAGAAGGAGCCUCAAUUGAAGUUGUGUGUCGACCUGGACAUUAUUGUGAAGGGGUAACUGGUGAUCCACCGAUUUGCCCAGGUGGUUAUUAUUGUCCGUUAGGAUCCAGUUUCUAUACUCGCUGCUUCUUUCCUAAAUAUUGUCCGGAAGGUAGCGAGGUUCCAGUUGAGUGUCCUCUUGGAUACAUGGCUGUCAACCAUGCUAAUAUCAGACCAGAUAUUGAUGGUUCAUGUCAGAUAUGUCCAGCAGGUACUUAUGGUAAUCAUACUGAACGGUAUGAGUGUCGCAUUUGCCCAGCUGGUUACUACUGCCCAGAAGGAACCGGAGAUCCUAGAGACAACCCCUGCCCCAUUGGAUACUAUUGCCCGGCUGGUUCUGGUUCCCCUACUCCAUGUCCCAUGGGAAUGUAUGGAAACAUAGAGAAAGCCCAACGAUAUGAUCAGUGUUAUGAUUGCCCUGAAGAUACAUAUAAUGACAUGCUUGGGCAGCAAGCCUGUCGACCGUGUGGAAGCUCUGCAUAUGCUCCUCCUGGCAGUCCUAUGUAUCUGUGAGGGUGCGAACCGAGCAUUCCAGACAUCUAAUGGAGCUUGUGUAUGUUGGAGUGGUUAUAUAUAUUACAAUCAGAUUGACGAUAAAGAAACUUCCGGAAACGACGCAAGUGAUUGUCAGCCACAAGUAGAUAUGCGUUGUGAUAUUACUCAGCUGCGACUUGCUAGUUCCAGACAGUGUGUGGAUCCCAAUAGCUAUGACUGUACACCUGCAUGUGGUGUUGACGGGGGAACACUUAAUAUUAAUCUUGCCAGGUGUCAGUGUACUUCCUAUGUUACACCACAAGAACUAUGUGACACAGUCUGUGAAGCCACAUCACCUACUAUUGGUGGCACACUGAAUGCCGCAGCACAGCUACAGAUAGUUACUACAGAUCCUUUGACAGGCGAUAGCACUACUGAGACUGUCCCUAACACUGUUGGCCCAAGUCAACACACAUCUGGCACCAAAUUAACUAUCAUUGUUAGCUUUACUACAACUGAAAUACAAGGUCAUAUCAUCACAGACAAGGAACAGAUGGACAUCUUGCAAACACCAAUUACUGCUUCUCCCAGCUAUGUACCAGCAAGUGCGAGACGAAAACUUCUACAGUCAGCGUCGCCAGUUACCAAUGUACCGUAUAUUCCUAAUCCGGUUAUAUGUCUGGAGAUAGAAGAUAUGAUUGUGUUCCGUAUUUACAUUGACGAAACUGACCGAAGUCUCAGCAAUUAUCCCGUGUAUGUAAAGGACCAUUUGUAUAACUCCAACCCAACAUUUGACUACGGGGCGUUCACAGAGUUGAAAUUCCUCGUCGAGGAGACAAACCUAACAAUCUGGACAUUCGCACAUGUGUUCACUGAAGCAGGAGAGUUUGUUUUUGCUGAUGCACAGGAGCCAGACAGAGAGAUGAUUAUAUCGGUCAAACCAGAUGGUGCUAUCUGUGAUGACAGCCAGAAUCGUAUUCAGCCAUCAUCACCUUCAAACUUAGUUUACUAUGGUGUCACUCGAAAUAAUGUUUUAAAUGAGGAACCAGACUGGGGGCUUGUUAUAGGUAUGCUUGCAUUCCUCGCUGCAUGUAUUGUCAUGGUGAUAGUUGCUGUUAUUGUGUGGCGACCUCGUAAUGCUGGUAUUUAUCCAAUGAAAAUGUGGAAACCCAAGUAUCGUAAUGUUGGUGCACCUCCACAGAUCCCACCCUAUUUACAGUACUGUGACUAUGAUAGAGAGGAAAUUGUUUUUGGACCACGUGGUAUACCAGAUGGGAUAGAAGGUGGACUUGCUUAUAAAUCUACAGAGAAUGGAGAAUUGGAAGAUUUCAAUGCACGGACAUUCUAUGAUAAGUUGGAAGACCAGACACUGUACCUGAAUGCACAGUUAGCCAAACAUAGGGAAGAACUGAAAAACUUCUAUGAUAGAAUCAGUCGACAGAAUGACGAGUUGAAGAACAUGUUAAAUAACUUAGACUUGUCGAAACUUGAAGAGAUUGAGAAGAACCGACGGCGUCAAGCAUUGCGUGAUGGUGCUGCUGAAUCGGGUAUGACAGGCGCUGGAGCUACUGUGGUUAAUACUACUAUCCGUGGAGGUGACGUGACCCGCCAGUAUAAUUUAGGUGGCAGUUCACGUGAUCAAGAACUCAUGCAAGCAUUACAGUUACUUCUAGAGCGGAUCAACUCAGGUAGCAUCCCACUUUCAAUAGAUAUCCUGAGACAAGCCGGUCUUGGAGGUAAUCUUGGUACCUACAAUAUCUAUGGUAAGACAGUAUCUGGAAGAGGGUCAAGUGCUGAUCUGGUUAAAAGACAAGGUGCUGAAAGGAUGCAAUUAGAAAAAGAACUACAUGAUGAUGAAGAUAAGGAAAUGGAUAAAUUAUCUGAAGAGCAUGAGAAUAAACGACAAGAAGUUCUGCAGAAGAUGUCAUCCAAAUUAGCAUCUCAGUUGGAUGGUGAUCUUUCACAAUCUGAGGUUGAUCGAAUAAUGUCCGAUCACGAAAAGGAACUAGCUGCACUGCUGGCCAGAUUAGAUGGACAAAAGCAGAGACAAACACAAGAUCUGCGAGAUAGACUCGCACAACGCCGAAAACAGAAAGAGAAAACACUUCGAGAGAAGCAUGUCAAAGAGGCUGAAGAAGCUGGUAUACCACCUCCAGAGGAGAAGAAAGGAGACUGUGAUAAUCAGCUAAAGUUACACCAAUCAGUGAUAGACACACUGCAUGCAGAGGAAUCUACCGCCCUGGCCAAAGCACUGACGAAACAAACAACUGAAAGCACACAGGAACAACAACAGAAACUCUCUGAGAACCUAGCUAAUGCAAUAGAAUCAUUGGAGAACACUGGUGUUAUUACAAUAGAUGAGAAAGAAGAAAUGAUAGCAGCACAGAGACAAUCAGAGAGGGUGGCUCUGGAUAAAAUGGACAAGAGACAAGCUGUACAGGUUAAUGCAUUGAAAGAUAGAAUGGCAAAAAAGAAAAGGAAACAAAUCAGAGAUUUGAAAAGUAAACAAGAUGCAGAGUUAGAAAAGGUAAACAAACAAUUUGAUGUUAUUAUGA
This is a messenger RNA of Saccoglossus kowalevskii, 3138 nucleotides long. RefSeq lists its product as uncharacterized. The record is from RefSeq and is a predicted model, not a curated record. Gene Ontology annotation, molecular function: protein binding. Lineage: Eukaryota; Metazoa; Hemichordata; Enteropneusta; Harrimaniidae.